UCGCCCAGUUUACAAUUUUUCCCAGUGGUUUUGCCAUACUUUUCCUCUAUGAUGAAGCCUCGCCCUUUCUCGCAACCGGAAACAGCACCGAGAGAGAGACCCCGGGGACGAGUUGGAAUGCGCUCGAACAUUCAAUCUGUCACGUGACGAGGAACUGUUUCUUUGAAGCUUUGGAGAGGAGGAGUGAGGAAAUAAAGGCUAAGAGUAGCGGGCGUUUUUCUUCAGUUUUGCAAGAUAACUUGUAUUUCUGUUCAAAAAGGAACACUAAAACGAUGGCGAAAGCUUCAUCUGUAGCAGAUAGCUGGAUGAAAGAGCUGAAAUGCGCGAUUUGCUUGGAGCAGUACAAGGAGCCGAGAGUUCUUCCAUGUCUUCACUCAUACUGCAAAGCUUGUCUAGAAGGACUGCUACCCAGGGAAGGAUUGUCGUGGAGAGUGGAUUGCCCAUCUUGCUGCAGUAGUGUCGAGCUUCCUAAUGGAGAUGUUGAUUUACUGCCAGCAAAUUUUGUUCUUAACAAUCUAUUGUCCAUGGUCGCUCUUCACUUAAACUUGGGUAGAGGUAAUUUUGAGUGUGAUAGCUGUGACAGUAGUGAUGCCCCUAUCAACAGAUGUGCUACGUGUUGCCAAUUCCUUUGUGAAGUUUGCACUGCAGCACAUAAACGGGGGCGUGGCACAAAAACUCACCAUCUGAUGUCUCUUGAAGAAGCCAAAGAAGAGGGGCCCAUUGCUGUUGUUCGUCCAUCCUUUUGCAAAGAACACGAAGGAGAGAUGCACAAGCUAUUUUGCGAGACAUGCAAUGAGGCUGCGUGUCGAGAUUGCACAAUCAUCAAGCAUCGUGAUCAUAAGUGCAUUUUCAUUAAGGAUUACUUUGCAAAGGAGAAAGAUAUUAUAACUAAAAUUCUGUCAGAAACUAAAGCGAAAGCAUCCACCCUUCAGGAUGCUGUGAGUGGUGUUUCUGAGAUGAAGAGAAACGUACAGACCCAUGCAGAACAGACUGUGGAGAAUGUCACAAAUGUUUUUCAUGACCUGACAGCUAGCCUCAAUACUCGCCGUGAAGAACUGAUUAAUGAAGUAGAGGAACUGAAAAAAGCUAAACUAAAUUCCCUGAAUGUCCAGCAAGAGGAACUGGAAAUGGCUCUAGGAAUUGUUCAAAGCAGUGUCAGAUUCACAGAAAAAGCUUUCAAACAUGGCAGUGAGGUUGAGAUUUUGAACGUGCGUAAGCAAAUUUCCAGUAGAUUACGAGAAUUGAACACAGCUAUAUGGCAGCUAGAACCUUGUGCUGACGAUGCUGUUAAGUUUGAAGCUGACAACCAAUUGAAACAGGACAUUGAAACUUUUGGUGUCGUCACUAAUGUGGUGACGUAUGCCAGUGCAUCAGUGGUAAUCAUGGGUCAUGGAUCUGAGGGUGUGAUGUACAAUACACUGUGUGGACAGCCGGUUGAAUUCACCAUAGUUGCCAAAGAGCGUAAUGGACAGAAACGAACAGAAGGGGGUGAUCUUUUUACUGCAUGUUGUGAUAAUGGUAACGGGGUCAAAAUGUUAGAUGUGACAGACUGUGGAGAUGGUACGUAUAACUUCUCAUACACUCCAGAGCACGAAGGCCAGUAUAAAUUGGUUGUGAAGCUGCUUGGUCAUGAUGUGGUGGGAAGUCCUUUCUCUUGGUUGGUGGAGAAGUGGCAUCUUUUGAGUAUUUCAGGUAACAGUGAAGGAGAUAUACAACUGACUGAAAAAAAUUUGACAGCUCGGUACAAGCUGGGAGCAUCAGGUUUGACUUUUGGAAAUGGCUUUGUUAAUUCUUUUACUGGUAUUUCCCUUCCAUCUUCUGGUAGUACUGUAAGUGCUUCAAGCUUAGUGGGUGGUGGUGCAUCCAAGAGGUACCAUGGUAGCACUGAUCGGCCAUUUGGUGCCAACAGAUGGCCUUAUGUCGUGAGUUCUGUUUGUUUCAGCACUGGCAAGCAUUCAUGCAAGGCAAAACUAGUAGGCAACAUCCAGGAGGGAUGUAGUUUUGGCAUCAUAACCUCCAACCAAGGAUCACAUGGUACACUGGCCAAACUAGGAAACUGGUGGCUGUGGAAUUCAACACGAAUGAAGCAUCUGUGUUGGUCAUCAAACAUUCCUGUCCAGCAGAGCACUAUUGACCACUGCAUGAGCAAUGACGUCAUUGAAAUGUACUUGGACUGUGACAGCGGCACUGUUAUGAUGUACAAUCAACGCACCAAACAGUCAGACAUCUGGUAUGAAGUUCAGGGAGAUGUUUGCCCAGUGUUUCACAUGACAACUGAUGGAGAUCAGGUUUCUUUGCUACUUUAAAGCCUAAAAAUAUCAAUUAUUUUUGUCCAAAAGACCUGGGGCCUGUUUCUUGAAGGUCCCAAAAAGUUUUCGCACCUGAAAAGCCAUUAAGCAAAAUCUCAAACCUUAUGAUUACAGAGCUGCUUUAUUUACAUAAUGUUAAUAUGACCAGAAGUUUCCUUCAUAAAAGAAGUUUCAGGCGUUAAUACACCUUUCUAUUUUUAGAUACAGAUUAGCUAAAAAUGGCUAAGUUGUGGGCCAGAAAUGUUUGCAGGGCUUUCAAGAAGAAGGCCCCAGAUUUCAAUUUAUAAAAUCUCCUUAUCUCCAAGUUGGGAGAAUUUGCUUUGUGAGAUUGAUUUUCUCUGUGGUAUUGAUGACUUCUUUUAGGGAAUGGAAGUCAUUUUAAUAUGGUAUUGCUAAGGGCUACUUAGGAUGUUGCAUUUCUAAUUCUCACCACGUAAAUGUCCCAGGUACAUUACAUGUAAAACUAAAUCAAAGGUAGUCAAAAAAUUGAACUGAUACAAUCACUUUUAUCAGAGGCAUGGCUCUUGGCUGCCAAUGCACUGUUACUGACAUUCAUUGUUAAAAAUGUCUAUGGUACCUCUUAGUUUUGGAGAUGAUCUUGACCUUAAGCUCAACUUAGUUUUUUUUUCUAAAUUUCAAAAAUCAUCUCCUUAACUUUAAUACAGCAAUCAGCCCCCAUAGAAUUAUUUCAAAUACACCACAUAUCUCUUGUAUGAGACAACUAUGAAUAAUUUUCUUUUUGUCAUCAGUUUGUUAAUUCUCAUGACCUACAGGCUCAAGAUAUUAAUCCUGUUUCAAGCAAACUUUAGACUUGUUGGCUGAAAUAGUUUGUAAUCUUUGGAAUCAUUAAAAUAAGGAAACAUU
Messenger RNA from Orbicella faveolata, 3173 nucleotides. Its product is annotated as E3 ubiquitin-protein ligase TRIM45-like. The record is from RefSeq and is a predicted model, not a curated record. Lineage: Eukaryota; Metazoa; Cnidaria; Anthozoa; Scleractinia; Merulinidae. Gene Ontology annotation, molecular function: zinc ion binding; protein binding.